CGAUAACGUUCGUUGAUAACAGUAAUAAUAUACUGAAUCGAUCAAUUCAUUGGAUAUAAUAAUUAUUGUAGUCCUCCGUCAAUCAUCUCCAACACAGGCCAUUUUCCGAAGCCUAAUAGUUCAUAUUUUCCAGUGUGUGUCGAACUAUCAACCUCAUGGAUUUUGACAGCCCGGACGUCGAAAAAGACUUCCCGGGCUUAUAUGCCUCCACUGAAAUCGGGCACAAAGAUUCGGACGGUAAAAAUAUUAUUUUAGACAGUUUAUUAUCAAUACGUUUCUAUAACUCCUAGUACAUUAUAUUGGUUUUUAGGUAAACGAAAAGACAAAAAAGAUCGUGGUUAUGCGGCGUUAGAAGGCGAAAGUUCUCCAGAAGAAGAACCCGAUACCAAGUGAGCAAAUAAUUGUAUUUAAAUAUGUUGAGUUAGAUAUUUAAUGAAAUUUAGAAAUCAAGAAUAUACUUAACAAUAUUUGCCAUGGGACCAUAGAGCAUUUCAUUUGUUCUCCUUAUUCACUAAUUGCUAAAAAUGCUUUAUUCUAAUAUCCCUUAAGUUAAUAUUCCUUAGAUGAUUUCAAAAGUAUAUAAUCUUCUCAAAAACUAAAUCUAAAUUCUUAAUUUAAUAAUUUACAUUUAGUUUACUUCAUACGAUUAUUGUAUUUAUAGUUUUUCAAUGUGUUGUAUGAAGUAAGUACCUACAGAUUUUUUACAAGGAUUUACUAUUGUAAUAUGUGUGGCCACUGGACAGUAAUGUUUACAUUAUUUAAGUAGUAAAAUCUUUGUGGAAUACUCUGUAUUAUUAGAAUAUAAUAUAAUAUCAUUAAUUUAUUUAUAAUUACAAAUUUUUAUUAUACUUAUAUUUUUUUUUUUCCAGAAGUCCUUCAAAAAUCAAAAAAAUAAAACCAUUUAAAUUUCCAACAAAAAAAGAAAAACACGAUAAGCUUAAAGAUAAAGAUUCUAAAGAUAUACAAAAAGAAAAGAAAAAAGAUGGAGAAAAAGAAAAAAAGAAAGAUAAACCCAAAAAUAAAGUAAAAGAUAAAAAAAAACAUAAAGGAUCUGAUGGAAAAGAUACAAUUGAUAUCGGUGCAUUAUAUGGUAAUUAAUAUUAUGAUAUAUUUGAAAAAAAAAAUCAAUUAUAAAUUAUAACUAUCUAGUUCUUUGUAUAUUACAGAAAAUCAACCCGUUUUUGGCGUUCCCUUAGAAAUAUCAUUUGAUCGAAAUCCGUGCCAUGAUGAUAUACACUUGCCAUUAGUAUUGCGCAAUUGCAUAGAUUAUGUACAAAUGAAUGGUAAGCACCAUGAAUUUGUUCUAUAAAGAUUUACUAGUUAUAAAAUGUUAAUAAUAAUAAAAACUUCAUUAUUCCAUCAUAAUAUUAUUUAUCAAAUAGGCCAGGUUGCAUAAAUAUAAAUCUGUAAAUAAAUUAUAAGUUGUUUCAGAAAAUUUAACCAUAUGUCAUAACUGAAUAAACUGUAACUUCUCCACUUCUUUGAGAUCUCAGUGGCAUGAUCAGUACUUCAAUAAUAUAAUCAUGAUCAUUUAUACAUUUAUCAUGAUGAUAACAACAAAUCUAUAAUUUCCAUAGCAAUUUGUGGCUAUGCAAUUUAUAAUUUACAGUAAAAAUAUCAGCCAUAACAUUAAUAACAUUGAUCUGUAAAAUUUACAAAUACAAAGUAGUAAGUUAUUAGUCCAACUUUGACCAACAAGUUACUGGUCAAAUUUGUAAUAAUUUAUAGGUCUUUAAAUACUACAGAACAUUCUAUCAACAUCCAAUGUUGUUUAUAGAUCUGUGUAAAAGCCCUAGUGACUGCAAGUUGCUACAAAAUAUUUAUGCAACCUUAUGGUAGACUGUGUGAUCUGUAUAUUUUGGUUGAAUUUUAAUUGUUUAUUUUAUUUUAGGAUUGUGUACUGAUGGUGUAUAUAAAGUACCAGGUGUGAAAUCUAAAGUACAAAGUCUUAAAGUUCAAUAUAAUAGACGCCAGUCUGUCAACUUGGCUGAUUACGACUUAGCAGUUGUCACAAGUCUAUUAAAACAAUAUUUAAGGUUUGGCUUUAUUAAAAAUAAUUAUUGACUUUUUAUAAAUGUAUGACUGAAAAUAAAAAUUCAUAGAGAACUUCCUGAUCCUAUAUUAACAUCGGACUUAUUAUCAAAAUUUGAAGAUGCUGGUGAAACACAAAAUACUGAAUUGACAAAAUUGUUAAUUUCAGAACUUCCACUGUGCAAUAAACAUACUCUAACUUGGUUAAUAGUUCAUUUCACUAGUAUCAUAGAAAAUGUAAGUUAGCAUAGUCAACUAUAUUAUUAAUAGUUUACUAAUUUACUUAUUUAUUCUCCUUUAGGAAAAAUACACAAAAAUGAAUACUACAAACUUUGGUUGUGUCCUUUGUCCUGUUCUUCAAAUGUCCCAAAAACUAUUCUCGUUCCUUGUUACCAAAAAAAAUGAAUUAUUUCCUAGAGCCAUUUUACAUAAAUAUAUACCACCUUUAAGAUGCGCUAGCCCCUAUUUACCAUCGGGUAAACAAGAAAUGACUAUUGAAUUAAAAAAACAAGAAUCACUUCUUAGCUACAUACAUCGUGAAAUGAAUGCUGGUUUUGUAUGUAAAACUAAAGAAGAAGAGCUGUGGGAUGUACAAAGGAUCAUUACACAACUAAAACGAAAACUCAAAGUACUCGAAAAGGAUAAUCACAAAGUUUCAAAAGAAAAACCAAAAAAAGAAAAUCAUAUAAAUGGAAAAUUUGAAGCAGUUGGAACUCAGACUCAAACAGCAUUAGAUAGACAAAACUCCAACAACAGUGUACUAGGCAAAGCCGAAGUAGUAUCCAUAACAAGUGAUACAGCUAACAUAUCUAACUAUGAUGGUUCAUUAGUCGAUGAUGAUAUACAGACAACAACUUCGGGUAAUUAAUUACAUUUAUAGUUAACAUCUAUAAUUAAAUAAAGCUAAACGUUAUAUAAAAACUAAUCUUUAGAUAGUGAUAAUGAAGAAUUAGUCUUACAAUAUGAAUCUGAAGAACUAAUGUCACUUAUUGCUAACUUAAAAGAUAAUAUAGUUCAAGAAAAAUGUGAAAUUGAUCGAUUGCAAUCAAAGUUAGUAUCAGUUGGGAAGAUAGUGAAUGUUAGGUAAUAUUAUUUUUAUUGUUAACCAAUUUAAAAUUAUUUAUUUAUUUGUUUUGUAUUAUAUUUAAUAAAUAUAAUUCAUCCCUAGGGAAUAUUUUACGUGUCCAAUUGAUGAAACAGCCGUAGCAAAUAGUGUUUUGUUAACUGAAUAUAAAAUGCUACAAGUAAGACGACAAUAGUUAUUUUUAGUGACGCAACUAAUAUUCAUUGACUUACUAUUUACUAUUUAGUUUCAAAAAAUGAACAUACUGAAAAGUAUAGAAGAGGAACGCGAAGCCAUACUAGAUUUAAAAAUACAGAUAAAACUAGCUCAACGAAAACACAUGGGAAUUGUGUAAAAUAUAUUAGGUAUUAGAGUAUUAUAACUGUAUUUCCUGUUAGUAUUUUCGAGGUAAAAAGCUAAUUUAAACCAAAAGGUGAUAAAAUUAAAUUUUUAAUAUAAUAACAAAAAUACUUGACCAUUUUUAUCAUAUAUCAUAACUAUUUUUAGGUAAAAUAAAAUGUAUAUUUUUGUUUAAUUGAAUUUUUCUUUUACUGUUAUUAUUUUAUUUGUUAAAUAUAUAUUUUUUUUGUUGACCACACCAAAAAAAAAUCAUUAUUUUAUACAAAUUAUAUCUCUAGAUAAAUAUUUAAUUUAUUUUAUUAAUUAAAUAUUGUAUAACUUCAAUGAAUUACUUUAAGUUUAAAUUAUAAUAGAUUAUAUGUAUGUAUAUUUGAUUUUUGAAGUUGUUUCAGUGUAUUUUAUUCCUUGUAUUGAUUGGCCUGCCUUGUCAUAAAUGCACUUCCAUUAAAAUUACAUAUUUUUAGUAGAAAUAGAAUGCUUACAACAAAAUCAUAAUAUACAGACUGUAACAUGAAGAUCUAACAUCUACAAUAACUUUUGUUAUGUUCAGUAUUUUUAAGUUUUUUGUUUUCUUGUGAUAAUUAGAAUAACCAUGCACUAUUUCUCUAUUUUAUGAUUUUUCUAACACUAAAUAUAAGAAAUUGUUUUUAAAAAAUCAAAAUUUACUAUUUUAAAACAAAACUUUAACAAAAAAAAUGCUUAUGACCAU
Messenger RNA from Cinara cedri, 4163 nucleotides. The record is from the annotation of a GenBank genome assembly. Lineage: Eukaryota; Metazoa; Arthropoda; Insecta; Hemiptera; Aphididae.